Messenger RNA from Kwoniella shivajii, 951 nucleotides. RefSeq lists its product as uncharacterized. NCBI's taxonomy places the organism in Eukaryota, Fungi, Basidiomycota, Tremellomycetes, Tremellales, Cryptococcaceae. The record is from RefSeq and is a predicted model, not a curated record. Bases 1 to 951 code for a protein of 316 amino acids. The transcript is spliced from 7 exons.
AUGUCUUUCCGAGCUGGAAUACUGCCUUCUUUGAAAGGUAAUUUGCCUGGACCAUCUAUCCGAAUCCGACCCAAUCAAUUAUCAGCACGAGGUUACUCAUCAGCUACUCAUGCUCAUCCUCACACGCAAACUUACGCUCAUUCAGCACCUAGAUAUAGACAAGGUCCAUCGGCAUUCCGAAAAUGGGCUACUAGAUUUGCUUUGGCUUUAGCGUUUCCAGCGGUAUAUGUAGCGGGAGCCGCAUUUCCUCCUCAGCUAGUGCUAUUCGUCUUUCCACGAUACGCUCCUCCCCCACCCCACAAAGAUUCCCCGAGAGGUAAAUCGCAUAUGUCAGAUAUGGAGAGAUGUAUACAUGAAGUGGAUAUAGUAGAGGAUACGAGAAAGAAAGUCGCAGCUGGAGAAUGGUAUGAGACUAGACCAUAUCAAAAUUAUGAUCCUAACAAGGUACAUAAUUCGCUCACAGCGGGAUCAUUGAGAGGUCCAGGAAUGUUGGCUAUUGCACCUGUCCUUUUCGCCAAAGCAGAUGAAUCAGAAGCUAUCGCUGUCAUUCAUCUCGGUAGAGCACUUUGUGGACAUGACGGAAUCAUUCAUGGUGGUUUACUAGCUACGGUAUUUGAUGAAACGUUAGCUAGAAAUGCUCUUCUUAACCUUCCUUCCAGAAUCGGCGUAACAGCCAAUCUUAACAUUAAUUACAGAUCACCAUGUAUGGCGGAUCAAUUCGUGAUAGUGCGUACCAAACUUGAGAAUGUCAAAGGACGAAAAGCUGUUGUCAGUGGAUACAUGGAAACUACAAGUGGAGAAAGGAUCGCAGACGCUACUGGAUUGUUCAUCGAACCUAAAUGGGCUCAGUUCUUAGCUUCAAGCGGUGUAACAGAAGCGAUGGGUCGUCCUUUGCCAAGUCCAUCCAAAUCACCAAUAUUAUUAGAUGAUCAAACUGAACAUAUCAUAUAA